AUGCCAUCAACCUACACUCCCAAUCAAGUAGCGAUAAUUCCUAAUCCUCAAUUUUCCAUAACCACCACUCAAUUCGAGAAAAAUAAGAAAAACGAACUGGCAAUAUGCCCAUAUAGGAGGCCUGGAAAGGAAAUCAAGUCGCUUUGCCAUGAAGAUUUGGGAAAAGAACUCCACAAUUUGAGGAAAGCCAUUAAUGAAGGGUUAUGUUCAAGAAAUUUCCAGCGUUUGAAGUAUGAAGAUUUAUGUGUGCAUCCAAAUGUUGAGCCUCCGCCAGGGUACAAAAUACCUAAGUUUAACACUUUCAAUGGGGAGGGAGAUCUCGUCACUCAUUUAAAGGACUAUUGCAGCAGUUUAAUUGGUAUUGAAUAUAAUGAAGCCGUACGGAUGAGAUUGUUCAUUCAAAGUUUAUCAGGACCAGCACUCUCUUGGUACACCAAACAAGAUUUUAGCAAAUGGCCUACGUGGGAAGAUAUGGCCCGCGAAUUUAUAAAGCAAUUCGAGUUCAACAAUGGAGGCGAUCCGCACAUAGCCGAUUUGUUCAGAGUAAAGAAAAUGCCACAUGAGUCUUUCCAAGAAUAUGCCAUACGGUGGAGGUUUGAAGCUUCAAAAAUACAUCCUUCAUUACCCGAGAGGGAAUUGAUCUCAACUUUCAUUCAAAAUCAGGAAGACUUAUAUUAUGAUAACUUGCUCGGAGCUUGUGCACGCAACUUCUCUGAUUUUAUUAGGAUUGGUAAAGAACUAGAAAGUGCAAUUCAAGGAGGAAGAAUUAUAGAUAGCUCAGCAACACAAGCCAUUCACCAAACAUUCCAAGCGAAGAUACCAGGAAAUCUGCAAAGCGAAAUGAAGGAUAAAGAAUUCGCUUCCAUGACUAUGCGUCAAGCAUAA
Lycium ferocissimum is the source of this 885-nucleotide messenger RNA. RefSeq lists its product as uncharacterized. Lineage: Eukaryota; Viridiplantae; Streptophyta; Magnoliopsida; Solanales; Solanaceae. The transcript has a single exon. Bases 1 to 885 code for a protein of 294 amino acids. The record is from RefSeq and is a predicted model, not a curated record.